This is a messenger RNA of Homalodisca vitripennis (glassy-winged sharpshooter), 4563 nucleotides long. RefSeq lists its product as uncharacterized. The record is from RefSeq and is a predicted model, not a curated record. Lineage: Eukaryota; Metazoa; Arthropoda; Insecta; Hemiptera; Cicadellidae.
GUGGAGAAGCAACAAGAUCUAAAUGACGAUGAUAGUGGAUCAGAAACUGGCUCCGAAUCUAUGCUUAACUGUGAUUCUAUAAACCAAGCCCUAGAUCUCGAUGUAAACGACUCUGGACCUGGACCUUCUUCACGUAGAAUGUUUGGUGGUGAAGAAAGUGGACAUAUUUCUGAAUCAGUCUUAGAUGAUUCGUCUGUUCUCGAACACAAGAAUAAAGAUAUUGAAGAAAGUCACAAUCAGGUUAUUGAUGCUUCAGGGGAUGAGACUGAGGAUGAUGAAUUCUUUGUGUUACCAUCUCAGACAGUCAAAGAAUUCAAAUCCAACCGGAAAGAUAAAAGUAAUAAAAUGGCAGAUUUAAGUUUAACUGAAGAUAUUUUUGAUCCAUCUGUUGUGGCUAAACAUUAUAAAAACAAAGAUUCCUCUACAUCAAAAUUGGAAAUAAACAGUAGCAAGGAUAUCUUUGAACUAGAAACACAAGGUGAUGACUUUGAUGGCGUUUGUAAAUCCAGUGUUGGAGUCCCCGAGGACAGAAAUUUAAUGGAUAUUGAUACUGAGUGUGUAUUUAAUACAGAAGCACAAUUAACAGUGAGAGAUCAGAACAAUCAAGAUGACACAUCCAUUUUUGAGGCGGAAACCCAAGAAAUGGGUCUAAGUCAACUGCAAAUCCAAAAAGCAGAAAAAAGUUGUGAUAUUGAUAUUUUUGAUGCAGAGUCUGAGUUAGCUGAAUGUCAGAGGGAGCUUCACAACAAAAAUAAAGAAUUUGAAAGUUCAGGGAAGGAAAAUGUUAAAAAUGAGGACAAAUUAAAUGAUAUGAACAAAAGUGGAACUGAUAACGUAAACUCUUCAAAUGCCUUAGAAGAAGAUGAGAUAAGUGACCUUGCACUUUCAGCUGUCUUAUCACAAGUUAACAGUAGUUUGGAAUCACUGAAAGCCUCGAAUAAUGGCUUAAAAGACAUAACAAAAGAACUCACACAACCAAAUGCAGACAAUAAAGAUCAAGAAAAUGGAUCUGGAAGCAUUGUUGCUCACAAAGAGCAAAAGUGUAACUAUAAUAUACUAGAACAGACAAAAAUUAAAGCCACAGUUAAAACAAACACAAAUACUUCUUUAGUUAACACGGCAAAAUGUAUGGCAAGAAAUGAAGACAACAGUGGUACCAGUAAAAAUUAUUUAAAUCAAGAUGGACUGAAAAUGACUGACAAUCAAAUCGGUAUAAGUGAGACUUGUUCUUCAAAACGUAUCUCUUCAAAUGAAGAUAUUGAAGAAGCUCUGACACAAAUAAAUACUAAAUUAGUUGAAAAUAAAGAAUCUGGUUGUGAUACUUACCAGGAAAAUAGGUCACUUGAACUUGCAAAUCAAAAUAAUUUAGCAUAUGACAAAAGUAUUGAUCCUCCAAUCUUGAAUAUAAAUAAAGGAAAUCAAAAGGCUCAGACUGAAAAAUCCACUGAUUCUAGUUGUUUUGCAGGUGAUUCAGAUAAAGCACCACUACUAAAUUCAACCAUGACAAGUUCUGAAGAUCCGAACCUAAAAUGUACAUUCAAUAACAUUAAAAGUGAAUUUGAAAUAAAGAAAGAAAUUUUUUCUGACAUAAACAGUGAUGAAGAUGAUAAUUUUUCUCAUGAAGCAACACAAGUUAAUUUGAACAUUUGUGAUGUGAAAAAGAACAAUAGCAGAAUAUUUGAGCACUAUGAAAAAGGCUGUAAAAAGGAACAAAGUAUUGAUGCUGAGGAAACCCAACUAAACUUGAAUCUUUAUAAUUUGUUUGCUGAAACAGAGGUAAAUGAGGGAAAUCUUAAAAAUAAAAUUGAUAUCUGUGAAGCUGAGACACAACCAAAUUUGCAGUUAGAAAAGCCAAGCUUGAAUGAAAAUGAUAGCACUGACAUGGAAGAUGAAAUGGAAAUGCAUAAAUCCACUAAAUUAACAGGAAAUGAAUUUAAAAAGAAAAUAACUAAACACGAAUUUGAUAUUUGUGAAGCUGAAACACAACCAAAUUUGCUGUUAGAGAAAUCCAUAUUGGAAGAAAAUGGAAGAACUAAUAUGGAAGAUGAAGUGGGCUUUGAAGCUGAAACCCAACUGAAUGUACGACUAGAGAAACCCAACUUGGAUAAAAAUGGAAGAAUUAAUGUGGAAGAUGAUACGGGCUUUGAAGCUGAAACACAACUGAAUGUGGGGCUAGAAAAACCCAGCUUGGAUAGAAAUGGAAAAACUAAUGUUGAAGACGAAGUGGGCUUUGAAGCUGAAACACAACUCAAUGUACGACUAGAGAAACCCAGCUUGGAUAGAAAUGGAAAAACUAAUGUGGAAGAUGAUGUGGGCUUUGAAGCUGAAACACAACUCAAUGUACGAUUAGAGAAACCCAGCUUGGAUAAAAGUGGAAGAACUAAUGUGGAAGAUGAUGUGGGCUUUGAAGCUGAAACACAACUGAAUGUGGGGCUAGAAAAACCCAGCUUGGAUAGAAAUGGAAAAACUAAUGUGGAAGAUGAUGUGGGCUUUGAAGCUGAAACACAACUCAAUGUACGAUUAGAGAAACCCAGCUUGGAUAAAAGUGGAAGAACUAAUGUGGAAGAUGAUGUGGGCUUUGAAGCUGAAACACAACUCAAUGUACGACUAGAGAAACCCAGCUUGGAUAAAAAUGGAAGACUUAAUGUAGAAGAUGAAGUGGGCUUUGAAGCUGAAACACAACUCAAUGUACGAUUAGAGAAACCCAGCUUGGAUAGAAAUGGAAAAACUAAUGUUGAAGAUGAAGUGGGCUUUGAAGCUGAAACACAACUCAAUGUACGAUUAGAGAAACCCAGCUUGGAUAAAAGUGGAAGAACUAAUGUGGAAGAUGAUGUGGGCUUUGAAGCUGAAACACAACUGAAUGUGGGGCUAGAAAAACCCAGCUUGGAUAGAAAUGGAAGAACUAGUGUGGAAGAUAAAAUGAGAUUUGAAGCUGAAACACAACUGAAUUUGCAGAUAAUGAAACCCAAGUUGUGUGGAAAUGAAAGCAUACAUGUGGAAGAUAGAAUCUGUGAAGCUGAAACACAACCAAAUUUAAAGAUUCUGAAUCCCAGGUUGAAUAGAAAUAACAGAACUAAUGUGGAAAACAAAGUUAAAAUGAAUAAGUCCACUAAAUUGAGAGAAGAGGAGUUAAAUGAAAAAUGUAUAUCUGUGGCAGAUAUGGAAAUUUGUUCCACUGUAGGGCAAAAUGUGUAUAUUUCUACAAUCUUAACAUGUGAAAGUACAAAGAAAAAGCUCUUGAAUGACAAACCAUGUGACACUUUAAAUCAAAGCAUAUUCUUUAAUGAACCAUGUUCAUCAUCCACACCAUUCAAACCCUUUCAUAAUGUAAACUCUACUCAAGUUAUUAAGACAAAUAACUUGCACACUCCAAAAAGAAAGCCUAGUAAUGAAGUUCUGUCCGAAAGCCCAAUUUUACCUUCAACAGAAGAUUUGAUAGCAGUUGCAGACAAAACACCUGAGUAUAGUCAUAAAAGCAAUUUAAAUUCACAGCGAAAUAAAAAUGAUUAUGGGCCUUUGAUUGUAAAUAGAACACCUAGAGCAAAGAGGAUGGCGAGAAAAAUGGCUGAAUAUUUACAUCAGGUGAAAGAAGAAGAAACCAAUUGUAAUGAACAAUCUUCAGCAGUCUUAAAAAAAGUUACUAAAAACCAGAAAGAUAGUGAAGAAACUAAACCUGGCUGCAAAAAAGGUGUUGUAGGAAAAUUAAAAAAAGAAUUGAGUAAAGCAGACUUUAUUGAAAAAAAUAAUUCCAAUGAACUGGCUGAAAAUCCUGAUGAUUUUACAAAACUAAAUUUAAUGCACUCAUAUGUGAAAAUUGAAAAAUAUUGUAAUGAGUCUUAUCAAGAAUCUCUUGAAAAGAAACAAAAUUCAAGAACUUUUAAAUCUGAACCCAAGAUUGAUCUAAAACCUCCUACGAAAGAACAAUCUAGUAAAACUAGCACUUCCCAAAUUGAUGAUUUACCUCCUUUGAAUCAAAAUGAAAAACAGAUUAAAAAAUCAAAAAGAAUAGCUCAGAUUGCAACAAAUGAAAAUGUACCUAACCGAUCCAAAAAAGAAAAUAAAACCAAAACAAAGGAUGUUACUGUAGCAAAAACUAAUGGUAUAAAGCAGGAGGUAACAUGUAAAAACUCAGCUGAAGAAAAUUUACUCAACAAAGAAUAUGUAGAAAUAAUAGUUGAAAAAUCAGAAAAAAAGACAAAUGGUAGUAUAGUAAAGGAAAAUGAAGUUAGAUCUGAACUAGAAGAUAAUCAAUCUCACAAGGAUCUUAAUAAGUUAUCAGAAGCUAGCCCCAGAAAAAGUAGCCGUUCCAAAAAGGGCAAUUUAACUGGUUCUGAACUACACAAAGACCAAUUGUCCUUAAAGGAAGUCAAAGUAUUGGAAAACAAAAGGAAUGUGGAAAGUGAUACAUCAAAAGAAGAGAGUACACAUCCUCUAUAUGAAAAUGAAAAACAGUUAAAGAAAUCAAGAAGGAUAGCUAAAAUUGCAGUAAAUGACACAUUUUCUGAUCAAUCAAAAAAGCGAAAUAAAAGCAAAUCAGAUAAUGUUGUUGUACCAAAAAACUAA